This is a messenger RNA of Exaiptasia diaphana, 5577 nucleotides long. Its product is annotated as multidrug resistance protein 1. The coding region runs from base 268 to 4257 and encodes 1329 amino acids. Gene Ontology annotation, cellular component: membrane. NCBI's taxonomy places the organism in Eukaryota, Metazoa, Cnidaria, Anthozoa, Actiniaria, Aiptasiidae. The transcript is spliced from 27 exons. The record is from RefSeq and is a predicted model, not a curated record. Gene Ontology annotation, molecular function: ATP binding; ABC-type transporter activity; ATP hydrolysis activity. Gene Ontology annotation, biological process: transmembrane transport.
AAAUCUGAAAAUCCAGUUGUAGAGAAUGUCGAAAUCAUAGCGAUCAUAGCUGUGUUUUACUGGGCUCCCUUUGUUACUGUGUAAAGGUCAGCUUCGUUGUUUUUCACAACAUAUAGGUGACUGAAUGUUGUGAUUGUAGUAGUUAGUUGUAGUAGCUUCUUUCCAUUCAAAAUCUUGGAUAUACAAACUGUUUGAUUGUUAGUUUAUUGUCAACGAUAAAUAAGUGGUCAUCUUCCAUCGAAGAACGAUUAGAAUUAAGUUUAGGCCAUGGACGGCCCUUAUAGAAAGACCGACGAAGAUCUAUCAGCGAUCGAAAAUGGAGGUCUAGGUCCCCCACCAGCUUACGACAGCCUUUCUAAUGGCGGGGUGGACAAUCUUGGAGUACGCUUCGCUCCAAGUGAUGCCAUUCAACAACCUGAAACUAAAACUGCAGAGCCUGUUGAAGACGAUGAUCCGAAAAAAAAGAAAAAGGAGGAGAAAGAAAAGCCUCCAAUGGCCCCAUUCUCAAAACUUUUCCAAUUUUCUGACUCUAAAGACAAGAUUCUGAUCUUCCUUGGCAUUGUAGGAGCCAUUCUUCAUGGUGCUGCUACACCAGUUCAGUUUAUUAUUUUUGGAAGACUUAUUGACAGCAUGCUUGAUUUUGAAAAGCUUCUAUCUACUUCAGGAAAACUAGAGAGCAUGAUGACAGACUUAGCAUUGUAUUAUGUAUAUCUGGCCAUUGGUACUCUGAUCGUUUCGUACCUUCAGAUGGGUAUGUUUUCAUGGUCAGCUGCAAGACAAACAAAGAAAAUGCGUGUAGCAUUUUUCCAAGCUGUGAUGCGUCAGGAUAUCGGAUGGUUUGACACGUAUGAAGCUGGAGAGUUGAAUAACCGGUUGACAGAUGAUAUCAAUAAAGUGGCUGAAGGGCUUGGAGGCAAAGUUGGGAUUGCUAUCCAGUUUGUCACAACCUUCUUUGCUGGUUUUGGCAUUGGCUUUGGGUUUAGUUGGAAACUAACUUUGGUUAUCUUGUCGCUAGUCCCUUUGCAGAUCAUUGCAGGGGGAAUUAUUGCAAAGGUGAUAACAGUUUUCACAACAAAAGAGCUUGAUGCCUAUGCUAAGGCAGGUGCAAUCGCUGAAGAAGUUUUAUCUUCAAUCAAAACAGUAGCAGCCUUCGGAGGGGAAAACAAAGAAAGCGAGAGGUAUUCGGGUAAUCUCCAUGAAGCUCAAGCAUAUGGUAUAAAGAAAGGGCUAACUAUGGGACUUGGCUUUGGAUUUUUUCAGCUCAUCAUGUUUGGCAGUUAUGCCUUGGCAUUUUGGUAUGGCUCUACACUAGUUUUGGACAAUGACCUAACUGGAGGCAAUCUUCUUUUGGUGUUUUUCUCUGUCUUAGUGGGUGCUACCCAACUCGGUCAGGCAGGGCCAAAUGUUGAAGCAAUAUCAACAGCUAGAGGAGCAGCUUAUGAAUUAUUCAAAAUUAUAGAUCGUGAACCACCAAUUGAUGUCAGCUCAGUAGAAGGAGAUAAACCAACUGAUGUUUCUGGUAACAUUGAAUUCAAGGAUGUUCACUUUAGCUAUCCAUCAAGAGAUGAUGUUAAGGUUCUGAAUGGUCUCAACCUUGAAAUCAGUGCUGGACAGACUGUUGCUCUUGUUGGUGAAAGUGGAUGUGGUAAAAGUACUACUAUCAAACUCAUUCAGAGGUUCUACGAUCCUCAGAGUGGAGAGGUUUCAAUAGACAACAGAAAUGUCAAUUCAUGGAAUGUUAGCUGGUUGAGACGAUUUAUUGGUGUUGUCAGCCAAGAGCCAGUCUUGUUUGCUACUACAAUUGCUGAAAACAUUCGUUAUGGACAAGAUGGGAUCAGCCAGGAAGACAUUGAAAAAGCUACCAAAAUGUCUAACGCUCAUGACUUURUCCAGAAGCUUCCUAAUGGUUACGAAACACUUGUUGGAGAGCGAGGUGCUCAACUCAGUGGUGGCCAAAAGCAACGUAUUGCAAUUGCACGUGCUCUGGUGCGCAAUCCUAAAAUACUUUUGCUGGACGAAGCAACAUCUGCAUUGGAUACUGAGAGUGAAUCUUUAGUCCAGGCAGCGCUAGAGAGGGCCAGUGAAGGUCGCACUACUAUCAUCAUUGCGCAUCGUUUGUCGACUGUCAAAAAUGCAGAUAUGAUUGCUGCCUUUGAAGAUGGUGUUAUAGCAGAACUGGGCUCUCACAGUGAACUCAUAGCUCAUGAUGGGGUCUACAAGCAGCUUGUCAUGUUACAGACAUUUGAAAGUGAGGAGGAUCAAGGAACAGGCAAUAAAGCUAAUGUUGACCUAUCAGAUGUACAUGCAAAAGAGUCUAAUGGUUCUGUUGCCUUUGCACGAAGUGUAUCAGUUUUGUCUAGUGGAAGUGAAGGUGAAAAUGAGGCUAUCAAAAGGAAACUUUCAAUACGUGCUUCACAACGAAAACAUUCUGUCAAAAAAAGGGACAGCCAGAUUGAUAAAAAGAGUAAAGACAAAGUUGUUGAAGAAAAAGUCCAACCUGCUCCAAUAUUACGUAUCAUGAAACUUAACAAUCCAGAGUGGCCAUUUAUGGUUGUGGGUACCAUUGCAGCCAUGGGAAAUGGAGUGUUUCCUCUUGUGUUUGCAUUGAUUCUUGGUGAAAUGCUCAAUGUCUUCACAAAGGUGAAUAAUCCAGAUGAAUUUAAGAAAGAGUCUGUCUUCUGGUCACUGAUGUUCCUUGCAUUUGGAGGGUUUUCCUUCUUCACUCAACUUUUGCAGAACUAUAUGUUUGCUAUAUCUGGAGAAACGCUGACUACGAGACUAAGGCAGAGUUCAUUCAAGUGUCUCCUCAAACAGGAAAUGGCAUUUUUUGAUGAUCCUCUUCACAGUACGGGAGCUCUAACUACAGCACUGGCAACCCAUGCAUCUGAUGUCAAAGGGGCUACUGGAGCAAGACUUGGUACCAUUGCCAUGACAAUUACUACCGUUAUAGGGUCGCUCGUCUACUCGUUCGUUAACGGAUGGAAGCUGACUUUUGUGGUUGUUGCUUUUGUCCCGUUUAUUGUAAUAGCUGGCAUUUUGCAAAUAAAGACAUUUGCUGGUGACAACAAAGAAAACUCGGAUGUAAUGGAAGCUGGGCAGGUUGCUGUGGAAGCUUUUGAUAACAUCAGAACAAUAGCAACACUUGGACGAGAGGAAACAUUCUGCCAGAAAUUUAUUUCUAAGCUCCAACUGCCAUACAGGAAAGCUGUGCGCUCUGCUCAUGUCAAUGGUAUCUGUUAUGGAUUCAUGGAAGCCAUCAUGUUCUGCUGUAAUGCUGCAUCAUUUCGGUUUGGUGCUUAUUUGAUGGUUCAAAGAGAAAUGAAUAUCAUGGAAGUAAUGAAGGUUGUGAUGUGUAUUGUCAUCGCUGGUAUGAUGUUUGGUCAUAUUACGGGAUUCUCGCCUGACUAUGUCAAAGCCAAAAUAGCUGCAGCAAGAAUCUUUAAGCUGUUUGAUCGCGUUUCCCUUAUCGACAGCUCUUCCACUGAUGGAACUAAACCAGGCGUCGUUCAAGGCACUGUCCAGCUACGUAAUGUGCGAUUUCGUUAUCCUUCUCGACAAGAUGUGAAAGUUCUUCGUGGUGUGAACCUGUCAAUCAAAACUGGACAGACACUCGCCUUGGUGGGGUCUAGUGGGUGUGGUAAAAGUACUAUAGUWUCUCUGUUAGAGAGAUUCUACGAUGCUGAGUCCGGUGAGGUGGCUUUAGACGGCAACGAUGUCAAAAAUCUCAACAUCCAAUGGCUUCGUUCUAAAUUGAGUAUUGUUUCACAAGAGCCAGUCUUGUUUGGUUUCAGCAUAGCAGAGAAUAUAGCUUAUGGUGAUAAUAGUCGACAAGUYAGUAAGGAUGAAAUAGAAGCUGCUGCCAAAUCAGCCAACAUCCACAGUUUUAUCAACUCUCUGCCCAAAGGAUACGAAACUUUGGUAGGAGACAAAGGCACCUUGAUAUCUGGUGGUCAAAAACAACGAAUCGCUAUCGCCAGAGCUCUCAUUAGAAACCCUCAGAUUCUGCUUCUUGACGAGGCGACGUCAGCUCUUGACACGGAAAGCGAAAGGGUUGUACAAGAAGCUCUCGACGCAGCUAGGAGAGGUCGAACAGUCAUCAUGAUUGCACACAGAUUAUCGACUGUCAAAAAUGCAGAUAUGAUAGCUGUCAUUCAUCAUGGACAAGUUGUGGAACAAGGGACACACCAGGAACUCCUUGGUAUGAAUGGUUACUAUGCUGGUCUUGUUUCUGCACAAAUGAUUAACGAAGAAAACUAAAUAUUUACACUUAUCAGUAUAAAUAAGGUCGUUUUCCUAGAAAUUGUUCGUUUGUCAAUCAGUCAAAUUGAUAAGGUCGGUUUUUGCUCGAGCAAUCACAAGCUCCAAGAUUUAUGCGGUAGAUUAUCAUAAUGAAGGAUAUCUGGAACUAAAAAUAUAGAGAUUCACGCAGAAAUGUCGCUAAGCACUACUUUUUAGAUGAAAGCAGAGCAAGAUUUGAAUCCAUGAGACGUUUCUAAGAAUAUUUUGAACUGUAGAUUGGUUGUAUAUACUAGUAUGUUAUUAAUGUAUUUUUUGGUAAAGAAUAUUAUUAAGCAAUAUCAUUGUUCGUGACUUAUUAUGCUGGACAUAACAACUCUUUUAUAACCUACUGGGGAUGAGUUUAGCAUAUGCACACUUCUAUUACUUAGAAGAACUCCAUUUUUAGACAAAUAGAGUGGGAUUUUAAAGAGUGGUUUUCUUAAACCGUGAAACAAAGUGAAAUAGUGUGAUACACCGAAAAAGACAAGGAAAAAAGGUCAAAAUAAAGAGUAGAGAGUGAAGUCAGAAACCCCGUGAAAUAGAUACUGCACUAGUACAUCUUAGUACACUCUAAUUGCAUUUUCUCUUUGUGUCUACUUGACUAUCACACCUUAAGAGUCAGAUUUUGUUUCACGGGUUUAAUCAAUAAAUCCGUGAAACAAAAUAUGACUAAAGCGCACUAAGAUGUAUUAGUGUUCACCGUGGAAUAUGAUUCAGCCUAUUACACUAUUUUGUAGAUAUUUUGAUUGUAUUUUUGGCGCAUCAUCACUUUAUAAGACUCAGCUUCAUGCGAAAAUCACCGACUACUAAUAGUCAUAGCAGGUGAUAAACUCAAGAUUUUACAGUAUUAAAAUUCAGAAAUAGAUACCUACAAGGAUAUGAUGUAGAAUAUCUUAAUCCAGUCAGAUUGCGGCUGAGCAAAACCAUUGUGAAGCACCAUGUAUUUAAUUUUUUUGUACAUUCAAAACUAUUUAACAGCAAAUACAUUUUAGUUGUUAUAAGUAUUGCAAUAGUGUCUUUUUAUAAACUUGUAAAAUAGAAUGAGUUUACAUUUAACCCGUGAAACAAGAUAAUACUGACUAGACUAGUCGAUUCGUUUCCUAAUGCGUGAACCUGAUUAUUACACUGAUGCUCUUGUUUCAUGGGUUUAUGAAAAGCUACCAGCUCUAAAACUAUAGCUUAAAAUAGCUAAUCGAGUUCAUUUUAACUUCCAAAAAUGUUGUGUUCGAUACGUAUAGAGUAUACCGAGUAUAUAUUUCUUAUAUUAUAUAUCAUUAAAAUUAAAAGAAAUACUACAUA